GGGAUCGCACCCUCCGUGAAAGAUAACAAAGUAUUUGCCCAGAUGUCAGCUACUUCCAAUGAGGGAGACCAAAAGAGAAAGUCAGCUGUGAUGUGUCUAACAUGGAAAGGGUGAGGACUGCCUUUAAGAAAAAGCACUGUACACUCAUAUUUCCCUGUACUGAGACAUCUCUUUUGUUUUGUUUUCAUUUUUUUCCCUCUCCAUGCACUAAAUUGUCCCUGAAAGCAGAAGAGAGAUUUUGUUUAUCAUUUUCCACCCUGAUAGAAAGACAAUCUGCUGUCGCUGCCCAGGGGAUUAGUGUCCCGAGAUGGGAUUAUAAUGUAGCCAAAUAGGAAUUGAAUGGGGUGGAUAUGGAGUAUCUAAAAGAGCAGUGACCCUUUUCCUGGGAAGCAUUAGAGCAAGAGAUCAGUCUGUGGUCAUGACAUACUCAAGCCCUGGUGAGUUGUGCAGGAGAUCCCAAGUGCAGUUCAGGCGGAAGAAAUCUGUAGAGCCAGGGCCAGUGUUAUAAGAGGUCGGUGGGUGAUCCCCUUGUCGCUGUUGGCACAGGGCCCCUGCUUCAUGGAAAGGGAAGUCCUUCCUCAAUCUGAAUCCUGACACUUCUUAACAUGCAGGCUUGGGAAACCUGUGUUGGCAACCCUUUUUGCUUCCCAUCCUCCCCAGGAUCACAGGAAAAAGUUUGAUUGUGUGCAUUUUGAAUUCCCUCUCCCUGGCGAGGGGCCUGUUGCAACCCAUCACCCACAGGUCCAUCCUUAUGAUUUGUGGAGGGUGCUGGAUGGUUCCUGUUUGAUGAGGUCAUGUUGGGGGAUGAGGGGCCAGUGUCCACAUCUCUGCCUUGUUUGCCCAAAGGUGGCCUGGGUGAUUAGACUGAUGGCAUCCUGACGUCAGAUGAGAUCCGUUAAAAGGUAUUUAUCUCAGGCUUGGGCCAAAGCUGCGGGAGAGAUUAAAAGAGAUUGAGGCCAAGAUAAUCCCCUCGCAGCAUCCCACUAAAGUGGCUGCCAAAAGGCAUGCCACCAAAUCUUUUGCCACCCCUGGCCCCUGUGCCCAGUUCUGUUUUCCCCAUCCAGAGCCCUUUUUGCAGUUGAGAGAGGGUGUGGUGGCCCUGCCAUUGGUUUUCCCUUUGCAGGCCCUCUGUGGUGGCAUCAUCCCUCUUUCUACACUGCCCAGGACACAAGUGGCAUACUGUUCCUGGGAAAGCAGGAAUUCCUGUGACUGGGAGGUACAGCAAGCCCUGCACUGGUGGUUGAUAAUCCUAGGCUGUUCUGGCUAAUCUUUACUUUAUUAGUUUGUUGCUGAUAUAAGCAGAGGGAGUCAAAUCCGCCUGGGAUUGUUUCUUUCCCUUCAGGAGCAGUGUGCUACUCUCUCUUUUCACCCCUCCCCAUCCACCUGCUUUGCAUUACGUCCCAAUCCGAUUUCCCCAAGUCUCUGGUGUCUGAUUUAAUUUGCCUGACGCUGCUCCUGGAAUCAGCCCUCCCCCAACCCCUCCCGUCCACAGCCUUCCAGCUCCCCAUGGGGAGAUCAGUCCUGGGAGAGGCUGAGGAGCAGAGAGGGAGCAAGGGACUCGCUGGGUGGACGAACGGGACUGACUGGAGGCUGCAGAGGUACGAGGGACUUCUGGGCAGUGAGGACCCAUUCUCAGCAAGGGAGGCAGGCUGUAAGGGUCCCAUCGAGAGGGGGCUGCAACCCACCUUGCUCUGCAGAUCCUGGUAAGUUUGCUGCCUUGUGAUGCCUGAGGUCACCUUGGUGACUGGCAUUUGGAACCCUGAGUUUCUUGGAGUGAUUCUGUGGGGAACCUUUGAACAAGGGCUCAUCCCAUCAGAGGAUGAGGGAGGGUAAGAUCAUGGAAAGGAGUUGGGGUUAGCAUUGAGGUGCUACAGUGCUGAGGGGGCUUUGCACUGGGAUGGGGUUGCUUGUUCUCCACUUGGUAGGUAAAUCUCACCAGUUUCCAGACUGGAGUGGGAGGGUAACACCUCCCCUGAGCAACCUGGCACUCGCUGCUUGUACGCAGCCCUGCACUCCCAGUGCACCCUGUGCACACCUCUUUGCAGCUGGCUGCUGUUCCAGGUAGAGAAGGAGCCCUCAAAAGCAAGAAGCAGAGCAGGGUAAUUUUAUCCUGACCUUUGAUCUCCAUCACAGGAGAGAGGGAUCAUCUCUGUAUCCGGCUCUGCAAGGAGUCCAGGGUCACCAGGGCGAGCCUGUGAAGCUAGUCAGGGAUUAUGCAGAGACCCAGGGACACUGCCUAUUCACACUGAGUCCUUCUUCUUGCACCUUUCCCUUUUCCAUUCACAGCCUUCUCCCAACAUUUCACGGAGUGAACAAACCUUCCGCAGUGUGGGGGAAGCUACCCAGGAGCAGAUAAUAAGAGGGUUCACCUUGCUUCUUUUUCCCACACGUUACUUGCACCCUUAUCCCCACCAGGGAGUGAUGCAGGUGACUUGGAGGGACAGCUCCCAGGAGCAAGCUGGGCCACCUCCAUUGUGCAGGAGUAUGACCACUGCUCUGAAAAAUCAGGGUGUGGCAGCAAAAGGCAGAUGGAUGGAAGAUGGAUGAUUCCAGAUCCCCCUCUGCCUUGCACCACAGCAGAGGCACUUGAUCUUCUGUGAGCAGACACUGAAGGACUCAGGAUGGGCUUGGUUGCCCAGACAGGAGUGCUGCAGCAAGAAAUUUGUUAGAAAAGGCAGGAGUGAAAAAGAACUGUCAUAUUGGAGAGCAGAAGUGUGAUUUCAAAAGCCAAGAGCUGUGAACUGGAUGAGCACAGCUAAGGCAGAGCUCAGCAGUGCUGGCAUGAGCCAACCAAACCCAGGCUCUGUUUGGCUGUGCCAUGCUUGCUCCUUGGUGGUGCUUGCAGGAGGCAAAACUCUGGAACAGUGCCAAGGUCCUCCUGUCAGUAGCUGUGCUGAGAAUGGUGAAUUGUCUCUUUCAAAGGUACCUAAGGAUUUGGUUUCCUCUAGUGUUUAGCAUUCACCUGAAAGAGCCCUUUCUUCCAGAAAGCACCGAGUGUGCACCAUUUAGAAGCCUUUCCCAUUAAAACUGGCCUGGACAACCACCAUGAGCGACUGUAAGCUGAUCCUUAUAUCCACAAGAAAUCUGUAUCCCUAAGGUCCUGCUGAUCAAGGCAGGAAUGUGCCUUGGCCAAACUCCAUUUCCCUUUCCUCUGUUUUCCCCCCAUGUUGUUCCUCCCAUUUCAUGCCCUAAAUUUACAUGACCAUAACAAGCUGCUCUUUUGCACACCUGCCCUGGUCCUCCUGGGAGGCAGCUGCACUACGCUGGGGAUCAGGUAACCCAGUCUCCACAAAUUGCACUGGGAUGUGAUGGAUAGAGGUGACAGGCAAAGAUGGAGCUAUUAUUAUCGCUCCUCUGUGGCUCCUUGUCCUUCUGAGGCUGAGAACAAUUCCCAACUUCAUUUAGAUUUUUCCCUCAGAGGGAUUUAAAGGUUCGUACACAGUCCUGAGCUGCACCUUCUCUAUAUUUAGCCCUUUUUAUCCGUCCUCAACAUCCUGCCCCUGCUUUUGAUCUACCUACAGCUCCAAAAGCCCCUCAUCUGGUCGAGCAGCUUUACAGAGCAGUGAACUGGCAUUCCCUUGCUAGUGCCAGAGUUGAGAAAAAACCAGAGAAAGAGAGAGAGAGAGAGUAGUAAAAAAACAGAAGCAGUGAAAGGAAGGCUGGGAUCCAACAGGUAAUGAGGAAAACAUGUGCAGCCAGCUUCACCUGGAGCAGAAAUUGGAAAGAAGGAAGAACAAGGUUCCCAUCUCUGUGCUGGCCUGGGUAGGCAAAACCAGAAGUCUACAAAGGAAAAUUAGGCCAGGUGGAUGGACAGUGAUCUGAAAUAGCCAAAGGCAUAUGAAAUAACGGCCUGAAGAACUUGGAAACCAAGCAAAGAAGGCUGGAAGGAGAGAGUCAGAGAGAGGAGGUUACCUAGCAGGAAAAGGCAAUCCAAAGCUUUGGAUUGAUGGAUCCAUCCUAACAAACACUGGGAAAGGGCAAAAUGUGGGCCACAAUGGUUGGGCUAGCUGCACAGGGUGGCUGGAAGUUCAGGUGUGCCGCUUGGUGUGCUCUAGGCUGUGACCAGAGCUAGAUGGAGCCUUGCAGCCUGACUGUACUGAGGGACAAACACCACAGGAUAAGGAGGACGUGCAGCCUAUGACUGAAAGCUGCGAGGCUUUCCCCAGCAUCUCCCCACUCUGUCAGUCAGCUGAGAGGUGGAGUGGAACAUCAGCCUUUUCCCAAAGGAGGGGAAGUGCAGGAAGGUGGGCUUUCAUGGCCAGGGUCAUUCAGUGAGGUGCAGCUGUGUAUCCUUUUUGGGACGAUCCCCCUCAUGGCUGCUCCAUUGGAACAAGAGAAGAAAAGCCAGUGGGAUGGGCCCAGCUCAGGUGCUGGUCUGUUCCUAUCCUUCAGUGUAGCUGAAGGAGGCUGAGGCUGGCAGCCCCAGGCCAUGGCUAAGGCAAAUUCCUCUGGGCCAUGACAGUGCUGCCCCGAGCUGCUUUCCUGCUCCCUCACCAUUUGCUGGAGCUGGCAGCCCCAUCCAGUGCAUGAGCAGAGAGCAGGAAAGAGUCAGCAGUGCUGUGGCUCUAUCCAGCCUUGCAGGCAGCAGGCACAAGUCUCUCUCUGCAAAGUAUAUACUGAAAUAGCUUCCUGCUGGGAUAGCCUCCUAGGAGCAGGGGGAAACCUGUAUCUCGUUCUCUUUCCUCCACUUAAAGCCAUGCCUCAAGAAUCAUUGAAAAAGCAAAAACUCACUGUGCUUGGGGGAUCAAAGGAGAGCUGUGGAGACAUUCAAGGGAAAGAAUUCUUAAAGAAAACUCAAAGUGCUCUAGCAAGCAACAAGCAAAGGUGGCACUUGGGAACUGUCUGGAUGUGCUUGCCUGUAGCAAGAGAGCAAGUGUGGCAUGAAAGGACACAAAACCUCUCUGACCAGAGGAAAUGAGGCCUUCAGGCAACAGGGAUAGAAGUUAUGUGACCCAAAGCGACCGGGAGAAAUUCUCAAAUACUGCUGGAACAUUUCUUGUGCUACACCUGGAGUACAUCUGGACACUCACAUCUAUCUGGGUAAAAUGUUGAAGCAAUUAAAGAUACUUUUGUCUAUAAGAGUAGGAGAUGCUGGAACCACUGGUGAAGAUUUAAGUGCACAUAACAAGAAAGAGAGAACAAAACAGAUGUUGUAUAAUAAUACAGUACUCCUGCAUCUUAAAUAUGGAUUACAGUCCUGGUUCCCCACUCUCCCUGCAAAAACAUAUCAUCUCUGCUCUGUAAACAACUGAAAAAAAGCUCACAGAACAACAGAGAUAAUAGGAUGUAACAGCUUACACGGGAAGAAUAACUAAGUUUGCCCUGCAGUCUGGAAAAGAGGUGGGUGUGACAAAGAUGUGUAAAAUACCAAGUGAUGCAGAGGUGAAUAGAGACCAGAUAUUUGCUGAUUCUUCCAACUCAAAAUAGAGCUACUGUCAAGUGGAACUACUGCCACCGGGAAGUGAUAGAAGCAGGAAGUUCUUUGCAGAGUCUGCCACCCAGCUGUGGAAGUCAUCACCAUGAACUUGACAUGGGCACAAAGAUGGAGUGGAUAAAUGCACAGAAGAAAAGUCCAUCAAGGACUUCCACACAGUAAUGCUGCUCUAGCUUUGGUCAUCAGUGAAAAGCUGGGGCUGGGCAAGUAGGAGAUGUACCCCCAUCGGCUUAUGUUAUUCUUAGAUCCUUCCCUAGGGAUCCACCUUUUUUAAAUUUUUCUUUUGGUUUGCUUUGGGAUUUUUUUUUUGUUUUGUUUUGUUGAUUUGGUUUGGUUUUGAUUGUGAAACUGGAAGGGAACCCUGAGAGAACACCUCAACAACCCCAUAGAUUUUCUUGGGGAUCAGAGAGUUGGUGGGUCCUGCCUGGUGAGGCUUUGCUUAGGAGAAUCAGUAGGAAACAACCAAUGGACUCCCCCCAUCAAGUUUCUUCCUCCUGGAGCUGAGACGGACAGUUUGGCCAUGAACAGGGAGAAGCUGAUGAAGAGGACUCAGGGUUUGGAAUAGAGAGGUUAAAAAUGAGCAGACAUGUGUGGCCAGAACCUCAGCAAGACGCUCUGGAGUUCUUUAGCUUCUUCACAUGUAUAUAUAAGCAGGUUCCAAGACAAAAUGGACCUUUGACCAGCACAGUGUUCCCAAAUGCUAAGGGCUAUGGCCAGAUACAGCUGUGGCUGAGUAUUCGGCCAAGCAAUGGUCACCAAUCCUUUAUCAGAGAUACCUACAUUUCCAUAACUGAGCAAUCACCUUAGUGUCCUAACUCACUCCUCUCUCUUUUGAUUUGUCUCCCCAGAAUCCAGGCUGCCCCACGUGGAGGAGCCACCCCUAGGUCAGAAAGAUGGGGGAAAUGGAACAGAUGAAGCAGGAGGCUGAGCAGCUGAAGAAGCAGAUUGCGGAUGCCCGGAAAGCCUGUGCAGACACAACGCUUGCUCAGAUUGUGUCUGGAGUGGAGGUUGUUGGACGCAUCCAGAUGCGGACCCGAAGGACCCUGCGGGGACACCUGGCCAAGAUCUACGCCUUGCACUGGUCCACAGAUUCCAAACUUAUGGUCAGUGCCUCACAAGAUGGGAAACUGAUUGUGUGGGACACAUACACGACUAACAAGGUUCAUGCCAUCCCCUUGCGUUCCUCCUGGGUCAUGACCUGUGCCUAUGCCCCCUCUGGCAAUUUUGUGGCCUGUGGAGGCCUUGACAACAUGUGCUCCAUCUACAGCCUCAAGUCUCGUGAAGGCAGCGUCAAAGUGAGCAGGGAGCUCUCAGCCCAUACAGGAUACCUUUCCUGCUGCCGAUUUCUUGAUGACAACACUAUUGUGACUAGCUCUGGAGACACCACAUGCGCGCUCUGGGACAUCGAGACAGGGCAGCAGAAGACUGUAUUCAUUGGUCACACUGGAGACUGCAUGAGCUUGGCUGUCUCCCCUGACUUCAAACUCUUCAUCUCUGGGGCUUGUGAUGCUACUGCCAAACUGUGGGAUGUGCGGGAGGGCUCCUGCCGCCAGACCUUCUCAGGGCAUGAGUCUGACAUCAAUGCCAUCUCUUUCUUCCCUAACGGCGAAGCGAUCUGCACCGGCUCUGAUGAUGCCACCUGCCGCCUCUUCGACCUGCGGGCAGACCAGGAGCUCAUCACGUACUCCCACGAGACCAUCAUCUGCGGAAUCACCUCCAUUGCCCUCUCCCGCAGUGGGCGGCUUGUGUUUGCUGGCUAUGAUGACUUCAACUGCAACAUCUGGGACUCCCUGAAAGCAGAGCGUGUGGGAAUCCUUUCUGGCCACGACAACAGAGUGAGCUGCCUGGGAGUGACAGCAGAUGGCAUGGCUGUUGCCACGGGCUCCUGGGACAGUUUCCUCAAGAUUUGGAACUGAGGAUGCCAGCAGAGAGGGGAAGAGCAGCAGAAGCACGGCCCACAGCCCAAGCAAAACAGCAUCAUCAGAUGAGCACAGCAGAAACGCCUACCUACCACUCCCACUUGUCUCUAGACACAGGUCACUUGUAGGAGUCUCCCAGAGUGAAAGGGAAAGGAGAUCAGGGAGGAGAAGCAGGGGGAGCUGGGGAGCAGGAGCACAUGCACUGGCACUUCUCUCCACCUCUAAGCAGCCCAGCAGUUUCCAGCCUUGUGCAGGCUUGAAGACCAGUUCUUGAUAUCUCAGGACUUUGCAGUACAAUUCAGACACCCUACACAUUCCUUCAAACACCUCUACCCAUACUGAUACCCAUCCUUCUCCUUCAGAGGACCCCUGAUGCAACACCCCUGAGUAAGCUCUGUCCCUGCUUUACCUCUGCCUAACUUCUCUGUGCAGCUGUCCUGUAUCCAUGCAGACAGCCUCAGAGACACACUGGGUUUGAGGUUUCUAUGGCACCACCUCAAACAUAAAGCUAGUGCAAAUUUGGCUCAUUUCCAUGGGGGAACACUUAGCUCGAUUCCUAUCAACGCAUAAAAGGGGGAAAGGCAGCCUUCAGACCUGCCAGAAUAGCAGGGAAUAUAUUUAUUAUUUUCUUAGUUCAAGUCUUAUCUAUGCAGAAAUGGCAGAAAGGUAGCCCUCAAGACCUGCCAGAAUAUCAGGGAAUAUUGUAUUUAUUGUCUGCUUCUUGCUGUUCCUUCCCUCUUUGCCUCACUCCUGCAUUGUAUGGUAACCCUAUCUAACCAGUAGCCAUCAGCCCAUGUUUUCAAGUCUGUUUAGAUCUUCAUAGCCCAGGCAA
Messenger RNA from Catharus ustulatus (Swainson's thrush), 8185 nucleotides. RefSeq names its product G protein subunit beta 3 (gene GNB3). Gene Ontology annotation, molecular function: protein binding; signaling receptor complex adaptor activity. Bases 6328 to 7350 code for a protein of 340 amino acids. Gene Ontology annotation, cellular component: cytoplasm; heterotrimeric G-protein complex. Lineage: Eukaryota; Metazoa; Chordata; Aves; Passeriformes; Turdidae. The transcript has 9 exons. The record is from RefSeq and is a predicted model, not a curated record. Gene Ontology annotation, biological process: G protein-coupled receptor signaling pathway.